Messenger RNA from Pygocentrus nattereri (red-bellied piranha), 1314 nucleotides. RefSeq names its product GTPase IMAP family member 9-like. The transcript has 4 exons. Gene Ontology annotation, molecular function: GTP binding. The record is from RefSeq and is a predicted model, not a curated record. Lineage: Eukaryota; Metazoa; Chordata; Actinopteri; Characiformes; Serrasalmidae. The coding region runs from base 34 to 966 and encodes 310 amino acids.
UGGUGGUACAAGGUGAAGGAAUUACAUUUGUGCAUGAAAAUGAAAAAGAAGACAGGUGAUCGUGCGCCCCUACUUGGAUUUAAGACUGGGGUGUCCCCUCCUUCCUCUCCUGUCCCCUAUGAGACCCAUGAGCUCCGUCCUAUCUCUUCUGAGUCUGACGUGAGAAUUGUUCUGGUGGGUAAAACUGGAGCAGGAAAGAGUGCAACUGGAAACACCAUCCUGGGCAGAAAGAGCUUCUUUGAAGAAGAAGCCUCACCUGUGUCAAUAACAAAGGAAUGCAAGUCAGGGUCUACAAACCAUGACAGCAGGAAAAUCUGUGUGGUUGACACACCCGGGUUAUUUGGUUCAUUCAAUCCAGAAGACAUGGAAAAACAAAUAAAAGACUGUGUCCACAUGUCACUUCCUGGACCUCACGCGUUCCUGCUAGUGAUCAAAAUUGGGAGAUUCACAGAGGAGGAGAAAAAAGCUGUGGAGUGGAUUCAGGAGAACUUUGGUGAAGAUGCCUCACUCUUCACCAUUGUUCUCUUCACUCAUGUUGAUCAGCUGAAGGGCAAACCUCUGGAAAAGUAUAUCAAAGAAAGCAGAGAUCUUCUGAAGCUUAUUGACCGUUGUGGUGGUAGAUAUCAUGGAUUCAGCAAUGACAGUAAAGAGAACCAAGAUCAGGUCCCACAGCUGCUGAAGAAGAUAGAUGCAAUGGUGGAGAGAAAUGGAGGAAGUCAUUAUACAAAUGAGAUGUUUCUAAAAGCCCAGGAAGAGGAGAGAAGGAAAAACAACGGAAAAUGGAAAGAAGCUCUAUUGGGAGCAGGAACAGCAGCAGGAGUAGGAGGAGUGGUGGCAGGAGGAGUGGCUUUGGGAGUCACAGGAGCUGUUGCACUGCCAGUAGUAGGAGUUGUAGCUGGAGGAACACUUAUAGUGGGAACAGCAGCAAAGUUUAUUUAUGAUAAGGUCAAAAAGUCAACAGAGUGAACAUUGAAGGUGGAAUCACUUAAGGAGGCAGAACAAUUAAGACGAAUACAAAAUCAUUCACUGAAUAUCCUUUUAUGGUCAAUUGCUUCUAUUUUUGCCAGGCUGUUACAAACUGUUUAUUCUGUCCAGUAGAAUAUAUAUGAUAAUGUAUGAUUACAGGUUUUUUUUUCUUAAUUUUGCCUGAAACAAAGCAAUAUUACCCACUGCUGGUGAUGUCUGGGGAGGCUUCCAACAUGUGACUACUUUUGAUUGAUGAGUCUGGGUCUUGUGUUUUAAGUUUCAUUCUUGUUGUCCAUCUCUUUCCCAGAUAAAACAAAGUAUGCAUUAAGUCGAAUUUAGUAGUGUGAU